GUGUCGAUGCUUAAGAACGGUUCGGCCAUCACUUUCCACAAAAAAGUGUGUCCCGACUGCCACACAGUGCCCAAGUUCAAGGAAUGGGCCAGCGCCAAACCCAAGCCUGGAAUCAGCGUGUUCCACACGGGAAAGCGGACUGGAUACCAUCUGCACUGGGAGCCGAUAUUCAUCGGUACACACAACGAUCCGUUGUACGACGAGAGACUGAGCUGGGAGGGUAAAAUGGACAAAAUGACCCAGGGUUAUACGCUGUGCGUGCUCGACUACGAGUUCCACAUACUGGACAACGCUUUCCUGACACACAAGCCGGGCAUCAAGACGCUGAAAAAGGACCCGGCCCGACAGGUGCUCGCGUCCAAGACGUACAGUCUCAUCAAGAAAGUCAUACUCCCCGAGCUCAAGGUCCUGUACGGCGUGAAAAAAGGAUGCGCCGUGUAGUGUAUGACGAUACACACAUAUAUGCAUAUUGUAUAUAUAUAUAUACACACMCACACACAUCUAUUAUAUAGGGAUGCACGGUCGCGCCGAGGACACUCGCGCGCGUUAGGGACCACRGAUAGACUCAUCGACUGAUAGAUUAAAUGUAUACGCUUCCUUUAUUAAUUUCCCCCGGAUAUCAUCCAACGUACAAUCACGUGGUCUGUGCAUGCGUGUGCGUAUGUGGGUUGGUGUACAGUACUUAUUGGGACGAGUGUUUCAUUUCCGACAGCGACAUAAUAAUGAUAUGAUAUUCUACUAUAUACGCGUCGCCGCCGUGUUAUCUCUCGCGUCACUUUUUUUUUAUUAUAAUUUAUAUUUAUAUCGUAACAAUAUUAUCGUGUAAAAUAAGUUAUAUAUUUUUUUAAUAUUAUUACUCAGCCUAUAUACGUAUAUAAUAGCGCGAUGUACAUGAUAGUAGGUACCUACUACCAUUGUAUCGUGUGUGUUCUCGUCGGGAAAAAAAUUGUAAUUUUUUUUUUGUUAACGCCUGUACAAAAUAGAUGCCAAUUUUUAGUUUUAUACGUGUAUAUUUGAAGCCUUCAAUCAAACGGAUUUAUUAUACUUUCUUGACCACACCACUCGACACGUUAAAGCUUUGCAUUAUAUUAUUUUUCACUUUUAUUUGUCUUCUCUAUAAUAUUAUGUUGAUUUGUCUAACACAUUUUAUCUUCUUGAACGAGCAAUAUAAUAUUUCCUUUUCUGUUUACUAUUGUACUUCUUUAAUUUUGGUGUUUGGGAUAUUUUCAAAGGGAUAAAAAGGAUCGCCUCCAAUUGCAAACGUUUAGACAAUCUUCCAUUGACAUUUUUAGUAUAGAAUCAUUCACUCUUCUUACUUCUCACUCCACGCUCACUUAAUUUGUCAAAAGCCUUUUAUUUACCUUUAUUUUUUAGUCAAUUUGAGUAUCAAAACGUUUAUGCUAUUCGAUGCGAUCAUUAUGUAUUGUUUUAAGUCUUUUUGUAUACAAUGAUUAUUAUUAUUAUUAUUAUUAUAUACUAUCAUUAAGUAGUU
Molecule: messenger RNA, 1492 nt
Organism: Diuraphis noxia (Russian wheat aphid)
Lineage: Eukaryota; Metazoa; Arthropoda; Insecta; Hemiptera; Aphididae
Source: RefSeq, a predicted model, not a curated record